AUCAGGAGCCCCACCCUAGUAAAACUGGUUGAAAAACAACCACAGGUGUUUUUCCAUGUAACCACCCAUAGACUUUGUAUCGCAAGGCCAACCACCAAAAGAGUGCGAGGCAUUGGCUCAAGUCUUCAGCCUUAAAAACACAGUUUGAAGCAUGACAGCCAUAUCCCUACAAAAAAUCCAGGGGGAAUUUCUGUCAUUCACUGAAAAAGAUGCUGUGGACCUCUGUGGAAUUGCAAAUUUCGUAAAGCAUCAUUGCAACUCUACAAUUCCUCUUGUGAAGCCAAGAAGUUGUACUCUGAGAAUUUGUGGGCUGGAAGAAACAGUGUUUGAAGGGGAUGAAGAACAGCUUGAAACAUGGAAAGAUUAUUACCUGCCAGAAAGGAUGGAAAUGGAGGUGAUUGGUGUCAUUGAUGACUUCCCAUGUGAUGCAUUCGGUCUGCAGUUGGUGCUUUUGUUGGGUGAAGAUGGAAGGGUCUUUGCCUGUGAGGAUGAGCUUUUGCACCUCGUAGCCAGAAAUUUGCGGGACCUGUUCCAGUGCAAAAUGGUUUUCCCUGGAAUAGAGAUCUUCAAGCUUGGAGAAUGUUUUGAAGAGCCGACCGAGGAAGAAUAUCAUGAAAUGAUGGAAAGUGAAGAUAUCAAAAAUAUGAAGAAAUUACACAUGGAGUACAGAGAAUCUCUGCAUCUUGAAUUGCUGAACACUUUGAAUGAAAUCACAGAGACACGUAAUGUUGAUGUACAAAAGCAAGUGGGUUCAGAAGAUUCCACAUUACCACAUUCUUUACCACACAAUUGCAUUGUGAAAAAUGAAGCAAAAUCUUGUUACAAUCAAAGUCGUAACGGGUUUUCCAGCCAUUCAAACCAUAUGCUUACUGUGUCAGGUUAAAUUAAACCAAUUUAAAUGUUUUUUUUUCUAUCAUGGACUUUUAAGGACAUUUCAGUGGAAUGUAUGUAUACAGUAAUUUGAUUUAGAUUUUUUUACUCAGGGUAGUACAAUGAAGUACAGUGCUGCCAUAGCAACAAAGCAAUACAUAAUCAGUUCAGCCAAAUCAAAGAAAAACAGUUGUUGUUUUAAUGAUAUGAUAUGUUUUCAUAUUCUGCUCCUAGUGUAACUUCUGUAUAUUAGUGAUUUUGUACAUAACAUGUUUUGUGAAGAAAAAAAGUGUUGCUUUCUGUAUUCUAUUUUUUCUGUACUGUUGUAUAUUGUACAAUACAUGUACAAUAUCUUAGAAACACUGUGUUCAGGUUUUUUAUUCAUCACCUGGAAUGAUUAUAAAAAGAUUUUACUGUUAUUGUUUUACUGUUGUUGUUUGUAAACAAACUGUGACCAAUUUAACUGUAAAAUAUGUAGUUUACACUUAUUGUAAAACAUGGAGAAAAUUAUUGCCAACACUAAUUUAAGUA
Molecule: messenger RNA, 1401 nt
Organism: Labeo rohita (rohu)
Lineage: Eukaryota; Metazoa; Chordata; Actinopteri; Cypriniformes; Cyprinidae
Exons: 6
Coding region: 152-883 (243 amino acids)
Source: RefSeq, a predicted model, not a curated record